AUGUUUUUAAAAUGUCCUAUUAUUCUCAUUUUUCUAACGGAAAUAAGUUCGUAUACAGUUGAAGUAAAAGUGAAACCAGGCAAGUUAAGAGGUAUAAGGGAAGAAACCGUGACAGAUGGAAGACAUUAUUAUGCUUUCUAUGGCGUCCCAUACGCUCAAAGUCCUGUAGGAAAAUUAAGAUUUAAAGAUCCCAAGCCCCCGAAAAAGUGGAAAACAACUUUUGAUGCAACAGUGGAGUACCACGGAGCUUGCGCGCAAUCACAUUUAGUCCACAAACACGCUUUGUUUGGGUACGAAGAUUGUCUCAGUUUGAAUGUCUAUUCAGCCCACAUUCCAAAAGAAAAAGACGAAAAAUUGCAACCAGUAGCAGUUUGGAUACAUGGAUACGGUUUUGCAGCAAGCUUGAGCCACAUAUUCGGAGGUGAUUCCUUUUUAGACAAAAAUAUUGUUUUUGUCACAGUUACACACAGAAUUGGUGUUUUCGGUUUUUUAAAAUCUAAUAUUUCAAGCCCUGGUGGCAACAUGGGCUUAAAAGAUAUCGUAAUGGCGUUAAAAUGGAUAAGGAAAAAUAUAAAACAUUUCGGAGGAGAUAAAAGAAGAAUAACUGUUAUGGGUAAUGACUCAGGGGCAUCUUUUUUGUCAUUAUUACUGAUGACAAAAUAUAGAAAUAUGUUUGCGAAAAUGAUUUUACAAAGCGGUACUAUUUUUGCUCCUUCUAUGUAUAAAAGAAAUGCCAAUCUUGAGAGGGAUAGGUUUCUACGUAAUCUUCAAAAUGUUGGAUAUAGAGACAUUUCCACAGCACCAACAAAAGAUAUAAUACUUGCAUCACAAAAAAUUUACACUAGCAAAGAGAUAAUUAAUUUUCAGAGGCCAGUGGUUCCGUUUUCACCAACAAUAGAUAUAUCCUUAAAUGAAUCUUUCCUGUCGUUAAGUCCGGAUGAAUUUUAUAACAAUGCCAAGAAUUUUAAUGUAAGUAAAAGUAUUUUGUUAGGAUUCAACAAUGCAGAAAGUAUAUCAGAAAUAAUACCAUUUUUACACAAUACUCGUUAUCUCAAUUAUUUCUCGCCAAUUUUUAAAUACAUGAUACCUUAUUCGGAUGGAUGUAUUUAUAACUAUACAACUAAAAUAUACACGAAAAUUGCAAACAAAAUCAAACAUUACUAUUUUAAAGAAGGAAUCUCUGAGAAAUCUUUUGUUAACUUUCUGCGAUAUACAACAGACUUGAGAAAAUAUCCGAUAUGGAAGUUCAUACAGAAACUAAUAUCUUUGAAAACUUCUAAAAUUUUCGUGUAUAAAUUUUCUUAUGUGGGUGGGCUUAAUACUGUUAAAGCCACCUCACUGGCAGGAACUAAUAUAAAAGUAAAAGGUGCAUCGAAUGGUGAUGAAAUAUGUUACAUAUUAAGGUGUGAACCGUUGACGGAUAAAUAUAUUAAAACAAAUAAUGACACAACAAUCCAAGAUAGGAAAUUUAUGACCAAAAUCACAGAAAUGUGGGCCAAUUUCAUAAGGAGAGGUGAUCCUACGCUUUUUUCUCAAUCUGGAAACAUCGUAUGGCCAGCCAUGACAUUAAAAGAAAAAAAUAUUUUGAAACUUGGCAAGGAUACGAAGCUAAUCAAUUCGAAACUUGAAGACGAGACAUUCUCAUUUUGGGAAGACAUUUAUACAAUGUAUUAUGCAAAUUAUAGUAAUUGUGCUCAAAACAUUCAUGAAGAAUUGUAA
This is a messenger RNA of Chilo suppressalis (striped riceborer), 1719 nucleotides long. The record is from the annotation of a GenBank genome assembly. NCBI's taxonomy places the organism in Eukaryota, Metazoa, Arthropoda, Insecta, Lepidoptera, Crambidae.